Molecule: messenger RNA, 4239 nt
Organism: Bombyx mori (domestic silkworm)
Lineage: Eukaryota; Metazoa; Arthropoda; Insecta; Lepidoptera; Bombycidae
Gene: Xdh2
Product: xanthine dehydrogenase 2
Molecular function (GO): 2 iron, 2 sulfur cluster binding; xanthine dehydrogenase activity; iron ion binding
Source: RefSeq, marked provisional
CGCAGCAGCACUACAGAUUAUACACGUUGUCUGACAGUGAUCUUGAUGUGUUCAUUCGGUAUAGACGCAAUUAAGUAUUCAUAUUAAAUAUCUUUUCGAAAAAUUCCUACGUAGAUGCUAAUAUUACUUACUAGAAGUGUCGUUCUUUUCAAAAUAUUGCGAUGGAUGCGAUAAAUGAAGUUGUGCCCCGAAACGCUGAAACGGCUUUAGUGUUUUUUGUUAAUGGAAAAAAAGUCCUGGAAUCUAAUCCUGAUCCGGAAUGGACGUUACUCUUCUAUUUAAGGAAAAAAUUAAAGUUGACCGGCACUAAAUAUGGAUGUGGAGAAGGCGGCUGCGGCGCUUGUACCGUCAUGGUUUCGAAAUACUUAAAAAAUGAAGAUCGGAUAAAUCACAUCGCGGUUAAUGCGUGCCUGAUAUCUGUAUGUGCAAUGCAUGGGUUAGCAGUCACAACCGUAGAAGGUAUCGGUUCCACACAAGAUCGAUUACAUCCUGUCCAAGAGAGAAUUGCAAAAUCUCACGGAUCACAAUGCGGCUUUUGCACACCCGGAAUAGUCAUGUCUAUGUAUGCUUUGCUCAGAAACAACAACAAAAUAGCAUAUGAAGAUAUUGAGGGUGCUUUACAAGGCAAUUUAUGUAGAUGCACGGGAUAUAGGCCUAUUAUAGAAGGAUUCAAAACAUUUAUGGAGGGUUGGGAAAACGUUUACAGUACGGGGGGAAAUAUGUGUAAGAUGGGAGAGAAUUGUUGUCGAAUUAAAAAGGAAACCGAACAUGAUAUUUUAUUUGAUCCUUCGGCUUUUCGGCCGUAUGAUCCAACACAAGAACCAAUAUUCCCGCCCGAACUAAAAUUGGAGAAUGAAUAUAGUACAUCAUAUCUUGUAUUUAGAGGUGAAAAUGUGAUUUGGCUAAGACCACGAAAUUUAAAAGAAUUGGUUUUAGUAAAAUCAAGGAUUCCUGAUAGUAAAGUAGUUGUGGGCAAUACAGAAAUAGGUGUGGAAAUGAAAUUUAAAAAGAAAUUCUAUCCUGUAUUGAUCUCGCCUACUAUUAUUGGAGAAGUGAAUUAUUGUAGUAUUGAAAAUGAUGGUAUUUUAGUUGGUGCUGCCGUGACAUUAACAGAGCUACAAAUAUUUUUGAAAUCUUUCAUUGUUGAACAUCCUUCAAAAAGUAAAAUAUUUAAAGCUGUUAAUGCUAUGUUACACUGGUUCGCCGGCAGUCAAGUAAGGAAUGUAGCCUCACUCACAGGAAACAUUGUAACGGCAAGCCCUAUUUCUGACUUGAACCCAAUAUUAAUGGCUUGUAGUGCAGUACUUAAUGUUUAUAGCACUACGAAUGGGAGCAGGCAAAUAACAAUCGAUGAAAAUUUCUUUAAAGGCUACCGAAAGACAAUAUUAGAAGAUGAUGAAGUUGUUAUUUCCAUUAAGUUACCAUUUUCAACUAACGAUCAAUAUUUUAAAUCCUAUAAACAGGCUCGGAGAAGGGAUGAUGACAUAUCCAUUGUUACUGCUGCAUUUAAUGUACAAUUCGAAGGUAAUAAAGUUAUAAAAUCUAAAUUGUGUUAUGGUGGUAUGGGACCAACCACACUUUUGGCUUCGAAAUCUUCAAAGAUGCUCCUGGGUAAACAUUGGAAUCAUGAAACCCUAUCGACCGUUUUUCACUCUUUAUGUGAAGAAUUUAACUUGGAAUUUUCAGUUCCUGGAGGAAUGGCUGAGUAUAGAAAGUCAUUGUGUCUGAGUUUAUUCUUUAAGUUCUAUUUAAACGUCAAAGAUAAAUUAGAUAUAUCAAACGGAGAAAGCUCAACAAGGCCACCUAAAUUAAGUUGUGGCGAUGAAACUAGAGGAGAGCCGAGUAGCUCUCAAUAUUUUGAGAUACGUAAUAGCGGUGAAGUUGAUGCACUUGGGAAGCCAUUGCCACAUGCAUCUGCUAUGAAACACGCUACUGGAGAAGCUAUUUAUUGUGAUGAUUUACCGCGCAUCGAUGGAGAACUAUUUUUAACUCUGGUUUUAAGUUCUGAGUCACAUGCUAAAAUAAAAUCUAUUGAUACUACUGCUGCUCUGUCGAUACCUGGUGUUGUAGCAUUCUUUUGUGCUAAAGAUUUAGAAGUUGAUCGCAACAUAUGGGGUUCUAUAAUCAAAGAUGAGGAAAUAUUUUGUAGCACAUACGUGACGAGUCGAUCUUGUAUUGUUGGUGCUAUAGUUGCAACCUCUGAAAUAGUUGCGAAAAAGGCUAGAGAUUUAGUUUCAAUAACAUACGAACGUCUUCAACCAGUAAUAGUCACACUAGAAGAUGCAAUUGAACACAAUUCGUAUUUUGAAAACUACCCUCAAACUUUAAGCCAAGGUAACGUUGAUGAAGUGUUUUCAAAAACGAAAUUCACAGUUGAAGGAAAACAGAGAAGUGGCGCACAAGAACACUUUUAUCUAGAGACCAUUUCAGCGUACGCCAUUAGAAAAGAAGACGAACUGGAGAUCAUAUGUAGUUCACAAAGUCCAAGCGAAAUAGCUUCAUUCGUGUCGCAUACACUCGGUAUACCUCAGCACAAAGUUAUAGCAAAAGUCAAAAGGAUUGGAGGUGGCUUUGGCGGAAAAGAAACCAGAUCAUCUAGCCUUGCAUUACCUGUUGCUAUCGCUGCAUAUAUACUCAAGAAGCCAGUUAGAUCUGUUCUAGAUCGAGAUGAAGAUAUUCAAAUGUCAGGAUACCGACAUCCAUUUUUGACAAAAUACAAAGUAGCUUUUGACGAGAAUGGUAAAAUUUCCGGUGCUGUUUUUGAUGUAUUUGCGAACGGAGGGUUUUCAAUGGAUUUAUCUUGUGCUUUGAUAGAAAGAUCGACAUUCCAUGUAGAUAAUUGCUAUUCUAUACCAAACAUUAAAAUCAACGCAUAUGUCUGUAAGACUAAUUUACCAUCCAAUACAGCCUUUAGAGGAUUUGGAGCUCCACAAGUGAUGCUGGCAGCAGAGUCUAUGAUAAGACAAAUAGCUUCGACGUUAGGAAAAAGUUAUGAAGAAAUCGUUGAAGUGAACAUUUACAAAGAAGGAUCUGUGACAUAUUAUAAUCAACUUCUUACUUAUUGCACUUUGUCUAGAUGUUGGAAUCAAUGUAUUGACUCUUCGAGAUAUAUAGCCAGGAAAAAAGCCGUUAAUGAUUUUAACAGAUCUAACAGAUGGAAAAAGAAAGGUAUUGCUUUGGUCCCAACAAAAUAUGGGAUAUCUUUCCAAACAGACGUCUUAAUGCAAGCCGGUGCGUUACUUCUAGUGUAUAAUGAUGGUGCAGUUUUGCUUUCCAUCGGGGGCAUAGAAAUGGGACAAGGUCUCUUCACUAAGAUGAUACAGAUUGCAUCUAAAGCAUUAGAAAUAGAACAGAGCCGAAUUCACAUUAGUGAAGCUGCUACCGACAAAAUACCAAACAGUACAGCCACUGCAGCGAGUAUGAGCUCUGACCUAUACGGAAUGGCGGUUCUAAAUGCGUGCAAUACUUUGAAUCAAAGAUUAAAGCCAUACAAAACUAAGGACCCCAAUGGUAAAUGGGAAGACUGGGUUUCUGAAGCGUAUGUAGAUCGAGUGUGUUUAUUUGCAACUGGUUUUUACUCUGCUCCAAAAAUAGAAUAUAACAGAAAUACGAACAGCGGUAGAUUAUUUGAGUAUUUCACAUAUGGAGUGGCGUGCUCUGAGGUGAUAAUAGAUUGUUUGACCGGAGAUCACGAGGUACUAAGAACCGAUAUCGUUAUGGACGUGGGCGAGAGUAUAAACCCUGCAAUCGACAUUGGACAAAUUGAAGGGGCGUUUAUGCAAGGAUAUGGCUUUCUUACUAUGGAAGAAGUUGUUUUUUCGGCAAACGGAGAAACACUUUCUCGUGGCCCUGGUACUUAUAAGAUACCUACUUUGUCCGAUAUACCGAAAGAAUUCAAUGUUUCGCUGCUGAAAGGUGCUCCAAACCCACGUGCAGUAUAUUCUUCUAAGGCCAUCGGGGAGCCACCACUGUUCUUAGCUGCUUCAGUAUUCUUCGCCAUCAAAGAAGCAAUAAUGGCCGCUCGCUCGGACAGUGGGGUGCCCGUGGAAUUCGAACUGGAUGCACCUGCGACUUGUGAACGUAUUCGAAUGUCAUGUGAAGACGACAUCACUCUGCAGGUUAAGCCAACUGUAAAACGUAUUGGAGUUCCGUGGAAUGUAAUUGCCUAGACUCAAAUUCUUCAAAUAAAUAUAUAUGUUCUAUAACUAUUAAUGUUGUUUUUUAUUGAAGAACAAAAAC